Molecule: messenger RNA, 7586 nt
Organism: Toxotes jaculatrix (banded archerfish)
Lineage: Eukaryota; Metazoa; Chordata; Actinopteri; Toxotidae
Gene: camk2a
Product: calcium/calmodulin-dependent protein kinase II alpha
Biological process (GO): protein phosphorylation
Cellular component (GO): neuron projection; cytoplasm
Molecular function (GO): calmodulin binding; ATP binding; calcium/calmodulin-dependent protein kinase activity
Source: RefSeq, a predicted model, not a curated record
GUGGGCGGGCAGGUUGAGCGUCUGAAAGCGUCACUCAGUCUCUCUCAGAUCAGGACCGAGAGACGCUGCUCUCCUCACUUCUCUCUCCAUCAUCCCUCCAUCUCCCUCUUCCUCCUCUUCCUCUGUCCACAACCAAAACUCUCUCUCCAUCUUUCUUCUUCUCCUCCUUCUGUCUUCUGUCCUCCACACUCAGACAGACAGACAUACAGGUCUAACUCUUGGCCUUCAUCACCACCACCAUCAUCCUCAGAGGAAGACGGACAGGGAGCCCCCUGACCCUCGCCCCGCUGGGUCACCAUGGCAACGGUCAUCUGCACUCGUUUCACCGAAGAGUAUCAGCUGUACGAGGAGCUGGGCAAGGGAGCGUUUUCAGUGGUGCGGCGCUGUGUGAAGGUGCUGUCGGGUCAGGAGUACGCCGCCAAAAUCAUCAACACCAAGAAACUGUCAGCCAGAGAUCAUCAGAAGUUGGACCGUGAAGCUCGAAUCUGUCGUUUACUGAAACACCCCAACAUCGUUCGGCUACAUGACAGCAUCUCAGAGGAGGCACAUCAUUACCUCAUCUUUGACCUGGUAACAGGUGGAGAGUUAUUUGAAGAUAUUGUAGCCAGAGAAUAUUACAGUGAAGCUGACGCCAGCCACUGUAUCCAGCAGAUUUUGGAGGCGGUUCUACACUGUCACCAGAUGGGCGUGGUCCACCGAGACCUGAAGCCAGAGAACCUGCUGCUGGCCUCUAAGUCAAAAGGAGCAGCAGUGAAACUGGCCGACUUCGGCCUCGCCAUAGAGGUGGAAGGAGACCAGCAGGCCUGGUUUGGCUUUGCGGGGACCCCAGGUUAUCUGUCUCCAGAGGUUUUAAGGAAGGAUCCGUACGGAAAAGCAGUCGACCUCUGGGCUUGUGGUGUGAUUCUCUACAUCUUAUUGGUCGGUUAUCCUCCAUUCUGGGAUGAAGAUCAGCAUCGUCUCUACCAGCAGAUCAAAGCUGGAGCUUAUGAUUUCCCAUCUCCAGAGUGGGACACAGUGACUCCUGAAGCCAAGGAUCUCAUUAAUAAGAUGUUGACCAUUAAUCCGGCCAAACGGAUCACAGCUGCUGAGGCGCUAAAGCACCCCUGGAUCUCUCAUCGCUCCACAGUGGCGUCCUGCAUGCACAGACAGGAAACAGUCGAGUGUCUGAAGAAGUUUAACGCCAGGAGGAAACUCAAGGGGGCCAUUCUGACCACCAUGUUGGCCACCAGAAAUUUCUCAGGAGGAAAGAGCGGCAGCAACAAGAAGGCCGACGGAGUCAAGGAAUCUUCUGAGAGCACAAACACCACCAUCGAGGAUGAAGAUACCCGAGUGAGGAAACAGGACAUCAUUAAAGUCACUGAGCAGCUUAUUGAGGCGAUCAGCAACGGAGACUUUGAGAGCUACACUAAAAUGUGUGACCCGGCUGUGACGGCGUUUGAGCCCGAGGCGUUGGGGAAUCUCGUCGAAGGCCUGGACUUCCACCGCUUUUAUUUUGAAAACUUGUGGUCCAAGAACAGUAAACCGGUCCACACCACCAUCCUGAACCCUCACAUCCACCUGGUCGGGGACGAGGCUGCCUGCAUCGCCUACAUCAGAGUUACGCAGUACAUCGACGCCAAUGGGACGCCUCGUACCGCCCAAUCAGAGGAGACCAGGGUGUGGCACCGCCGUGACGGGAAGUGGCAGAUUGUCCACUUCCACCGCUCAGGCUCCGCCUCCACACUCAGCAAGUAAGAACAAGCUAACUUCCAGAGCCGGGUCUUUGAUGGGGCCAUCGUCGCCUUGACAACAGAUUGAUUGACAGCACGCCAGGCGUCUGACACCACCCAUUCAGGAUUUUGUUUGAGAAAACGAAGGAGACGAGGGCGGAGCCAGAAAGCUUUUCUCCAACUCGUCCAGUCGUGAACUGCAUAAUCAAUCAAUCAAUCAACCGAUCAGCUUCCUCUUUUCAGUUCCUUUGGACUUUGCUCAGCCACGCCCCUUUGUUAUUAGCCAAUCAGCUGCACAGCGCAGGUUGUAAUAGUGUGUGGAAAGCUCGUAUCUCCAGAUGUUUAAUUAACGAAUGAAGCCACCUGACGUUCUCCUUAAUUUGAAUAUUAUUAGUAAACAUUUGUGUUUUGGUUCCUGUCAGAGCCUGAGCCUGCGUGGGUUCUCCGGGUUCCUCCCACAGUCCCAAAAACAUGCACAUCAGGUUAACUGGCUGCUCUACACUAUCCCUGUGUGUGUGUGUGUGUGUGUGUGUGUGUGUGUGUGUGGUUGUGUGUGGUUGUGUGUGGUUGUGUGUCUUUGUGUGUCAGCCCUGUGAUUGACUGGAGACCAGUCCAGGCUGUGUCCCACCUCUCGCCCAUAGUUUGCUGGGAUAGGCUCCAGCUCCCCGUGACCCUCACGGAUUAAGCGGUAUAGAAGAUGAAUGGAUGAAUGUCCCAGUAAAACACUGUAAUCACCCUGUCACCUGGUGCCAGGGAAAGCACCUGAUUCAGUUCACCAACAUUUUUAAUCCCUGAACAAACCAAAAACCCACUGAACGAACUCUGAGGAGCCCUGAUUCCUAAAGAUUCCUCUGGGAGAUACGAGAUUUCCACCUGACAGUGAAGAGAACCACGUAGAAUAACAAUCAAUUAUUUAAUUAUAUUAUUAUACACAGAGGCCAGGAGUCGCCAUGGUAAUUAAUUAGGAUUUAGACCUUUUAUCUCAUGAUCACAUCCAGGGCUCAGAUCAGAAUUUUACAGAAGCUAAUUAAGUUGUGAUCAUGAGAUGAUUGGGCCUAAAAACUGACGAGCACCCACAGCAGCUCUUGGCCUCCGUACCUGUGUGGUACAACAGUCAACUAGAACAUUUAAUAUCGUACGAGCAGGAAACGCUGAGAACAUGUCGACGAUGAGUUUGGAUGUUCGACGUUCAUCUCUUUGCUUCCAUCAGGCUCGGAGAGCUCCAGAAGCUUCCACCACUCUCCGACAUGCGAUCUUCCAUGAACAGCCACACCUCCGCUCAGAUCAGCCGCCCACCUCCACCCCUGACCCCCCGCCCUCUGUCCUAAUGAGGAGGACCUUAAUGAGGUACUUUAGCGAGCUGUGUGUCUGCUGCCUGCUCCUCUUCAGGCUUUGUUAGCUGAAGAAACUUUAUCGGUCGGGCCGAGUUUAUAAAAUGUCUUAGAGUGAAAAGCAACCAGAUUCCUGUGAGAGGAAGAAGAAAGUAGGGAGGGAAAGAAGGAAAGAUGGGACAACAAAACACAGACAGAGAAAAGAUAGAACAGGUUGCUGAGGAAAGCAAGGAAAAAGGAGCUAAGGACAAAGGGAAGGAAACAUCAGAAGAAAAAAAUUACUCUCCCUAAUUUAGUUUAAUCAUCGAAAUUCAAAAUAAAUCAAAUCUGAAGACAGUAAAACAGCUUCUGAAUGUGAUGAUGAUCAUGAACAAUAAAUGUAUGUAAUCGAUACCCCUGCUAUUGGGCACUAAAACAGAAUCAGCAUACCUUUCAGUGAGUUGCUGGAUCUGACCUUUUCUCUGGUUUGGGGAUGCAGAAUGGCGACAGAAGGAACAAAAUGACUCUUGAUUGUUUUCAGAACUUUUUGAAGGGUUAGUGUAAAGUGAAAAAGUGAAACAGGUAACGCUCGAAAGGCCAAUGAGAGUCACGGACUCAAUCACCUGUAAUCUGUCGCCGGGACCAAAGUCCAUCAACCACAAUAAACUGAUCAGUACAGAGUCCCAGAAGUGACAAAAAUAACAGAGGAGUAAAAUGUCUUGAUGAAUAAAUGAAUUCAUAAAGAUGAGACUUAACGCAUUUAAAUGCCUUUUUAGGCAAACGCUGAUGUUGAUGUAGAGACAAAAGGUGAAAAAAAUUUUUGUUUAAAAAAUGCAGCAUAAAACAAAUCUGCUGCGAUCGUCCUUCAGAUUCACAUAUUUAAAUAUAAAUAACAAUAACUAACAAUAUAUUUUGAACAACACUAUUAUAAACAAUAUCCAUGAGCUAAAAAAAAAUAAUUUAACAAAUAAUGUUUCAGUGCUAACAUUGAAUCUUCAGCUUUCCUGAAUAUUGAAAUGUUAAAGUCAUUGAUUGAUCAGAUUCUGUUCAUUGUACUGGCAGAUAUGUUGUUCUGUCAUUCUCAGAAAAAAAUGGUAAAUGUCGAACGUUAAAGGUGAAACGUGAGAUGAACGGAGGAUUAAACACGUGCCAAAAAAAAGUAAAUGUCAGUUCAAAAUAUGAAAAGCCAAUAAAUCCAUGAAUAUUUCUUAAGUCAUGUAUUAAGUCAGCACGGUUAGUGUUUUUUGUCUCUUCUGGGACUCCGUACAAAGGACAUUUGUGUUUCCGGUUGGUCUGUUGGCGGUGUGGUCGCUGUGUGAAACCUCAUAUCUCUGUUUGUUUCAUUUUUUCGGAGCCUUAACAAUAUAAUAACUGAUUUUAAAUUUCAGGUUCAGAUUUAAAAUUGCAUCUUAGAUUGUGAAGUGAAAUAUUAACCUGCCUGCUUAGAGUCGCUGUAUUCAGCAGUUUCGUUGGUGGAUUUUCUUUCAGGAGAUAUGAGGUUUUGCAUUAACAGCAGCUUUCUGAAAACGUUUGAUUUUUUGAAUGGAGUUCUGUACAGAGAGCUUGUGUUUCUUCCUCUUCAGUGAUGGUGUUUACUUCCUGUACAGAUUUAGCGAUUUGCUGCAUGCCGGACUUGACUUUGUGUUUUCUGUUUCGGCUUCAGUCUCCGCUGUGUUUCGCUGUUCGCGGCUGUCAGGUGACUUUCCUGCUCUCUGGUGACUCGACUUGGACUUGUUAGCUUUGUUAGCAUUCUUUAGUGGGAGCAAUGGUGUCUGCUAGCCGCGAGCUAACAAAACACCAGCGGCGUUGAGUUUGAUAUUCUGCGACUUUUGACUUGUUGUGUUUGUCUCAGAGGCUUUAAGCAGCUUUUUACCGUCGGGAGAAUGUAGAACUUUGUACAAUCAGAUUCUUACUAUGAUGAUGUUAUUAUUCUCGAUAUAUCACGUUUGUAUAUUUAAAAGCUUUUUCAUGUUUGAAUCAAACUUCCAGUGCUAGCGUUGUGUGAAACACCCUGUAGAGAACACAUUGUAUAGUAUUAGCUCUAUUAUUUUUGUUGGUAUGAUAUGCAUUAUAGAGUGUGACAUGAAUUCCCUUAGCAGCUGCUGAAUGUGUUCACCACUCUCCUUCAUUUGACUUAACAUCUCGGUGCCAUUUGGCGUCCCGACUCCAGAAACAUUCAAGAGAAAGAGCUGGGGAGGUUGAGACUUUCACCAAAAAACUGCCAAAAGUUUCAUUUUCUUCUGUUUUCAAGUCACAGAAUUAAGAAAUCACGUUGCUGCUGCUGCUGUCAUUCAAAUCAGUGAAAAUGGCGACUUGUAUGCCGCUGUGUGAAAGCCCUGUCUGUCAGAGUCAGAGCUUCGUAUAUCUCACACUUCACAUUUUCACAUUUGAAAAAUCAGGAGCUUCGGGCGGGAUUUUUUUGGGAAGACUUUCCGGGUAAAACUGGAGAUCGACCCCUGUUCACCUGCUGAACAGAGAUCAGCUCUGAUUUUGAACAGAACACUGCACAUUUCUGUUUCACAACAUGAAGUAUCUCAUUGAGUUUUGCUUUAGUUUUCCGGUUCUGUUUGGGGAUAAAAACCGUUAUGAUCAAGCUGAAACGAUGGAUUUUAUUUUUAUUGAAACAUAAAUGAAUUUUCCCUGAGAUCAUUCUCUAAACAUCUGCCUGGUUCAGUCUCCUCUUCUACCCCAGACGAGAAUGUGAGCCCAGUCGGGACUCCAAAUGGCACCUGUAGAGUGAAUGGCUGUUUUCUACAGUAGACUAGUCUGUGUUUUCUAAAGCCACACCUUCACUUUGACCUUUUAAGACACUUGAAAGUAUUAUUCAUUAGUGGUGGAAAUCUUUAAGCACCGAGGAACACAGACUGUCCCUGCAACUAUCUGAGAUGUCAUUUUUUAGAAAUAUUUUGGUGUUUUGCUUGAAACUGAAGAAUUUAUCUUAAAGUAGAUUUCAUGUUAUUCCUAUGAACAGAUGCUACGAUGUUUUUCCAGUGUUUUUACCAGAUGUUCAGUGGGCGUGGCUGCUCCAUCUUCAUCUUAAUGAAUCCAAAGCAGCGACUUCCAACCUUCGGUUCACCUGUGAAACGACUGACUGUGUGAUCCAGAGGAGACAGUGGAUUCAGGCUCCAGUGACGUUUUCCUGUCGCUGUUCGAUCUACAGAUGUCUCCCGGUCUCGGUUUCUGAUUCUUUGGCAGAAGAUUUUAUGAAACGUUUUCAUUUUGAUUGUUCAGACUCAGAAAAGUGAAGGUCGGGUUGGAAGUCUCUGUUUUGAAGCCUCUCCUGCAGCACUGAGCGCACGUUCACCACGCGACGCUUUUCUUACCGACGUGAUGGGAAACAGCAGGACUCACUUUAUUUCACCCGUGGGAAGAAGAGGAGGGAGGUUCAGGCUAAACACUGCCAGCAGUCCUGAGCUGUUCCUCUGGCCAUAAGAUAACAUGCUUUCAGAAGCUAAUGGCUAGCAUUACAGUUACUACAGUUUGGAAUGCUAAUAAUGCUAACAAGCUAGCUAGAAAGUUGAGUAGAUACUGAUGCUGUUAGUUUUCUGUUUAAUAGCAAACGCUGUUUUAUUUAAUAGUGUCGGGAACUCUGGAUUUACUCCGCGCACAGUUUUAAACGCUCAGUCAUGAAAUAAAAACACAGACUGAGACUAAAGUGAAAGAGAAAAAAGUCAAGGUGAAGCUUCUUUUGACACAAAACCUGCUGAUUAAUUAAAUUGGGAAGAAAAAACUGAAUAAAGAAACAGAUUAUCUUGCUAAUGCUGAGCUAACUGCACACAUGGCGCCUGGUUCAGACGGUUUGGACAAACGUUUUCUGAGUGAUUCAAAAAUCCCACCAACAUUUUAAAUUCAGUUUAUUUAUUUAACUGUUCACUUUAAUCCCAGCCUGACUGAAGCUGGUCCUCUCUGUCAGCAGGUUCGUUCUGAACUCCUUCCCCUGCUUGUUCAUUUUACUGUGUAAAAAUUAUUUAGUCUAAAAAUAUCAAACUUACCUAAAUAACUCAACAUGAGGAGUCACAGGAUGGAAACGCCUCUUCAGGACGUUAAACACCCAAAAUAAUGAAUGAGUGUAUUUAAGUUCCAGCUGUGCGUCUGAAGCUCCUCCGCUUACCGGGUUCCUUCAUCGUUUGAACUUUGGAUUUUGCUUCAAGAACCAGAAAUAACAUGGAAAUGAUCAGUCGAUGAAAUCAAACAAUAAAUAAACAUUCAUGUUUCAUUUUGGAUGUUUUAAAUUACUUUUUAUUUCUGGUUAUUUCUUCUUUAAAACCAAACGGUCAAAGGUCACACAGACUGGGUCCUCGCUGUUUCCCAUUCACGAUGGUCACGCUCUGCAAAUUCAAUAAUCAAUGAUCAGCUCCUUCACAUCCACUCAGCUUUUUCUACUAUGAUGGAUAUUGUACUGUACUGUAUUAACUGGACUCUAAUGCUGCAUGCUCAGUGUGUAACUGUGCGUGUGCGAGAGAGAGUGUAUUUUUAAUCUUUUUUUCUUUUGUAGUUUUUUGGAGUAUUUUCUUCUUCUGCAUCGUGUUCAAAGUGUUUCUGUAAAUAAACUGAGGUCGUUAAACGC